AUGAACCGCGCGCCGCGGGAUUUAUUAGCGGCGGUGUACCUCACGUUCGGCAGGUGCGCGGAGAGGCACGAGGUGGGCAGCGAGCUCGUGGUGGGCGGCGCGACGGUGGGCGCAUCGAUCGCGGAGGCGGCGGGGGUGUCCAAACAGACGGUGGCGCGCAUGAACGACGAGCUCGGGGACCUGGGCGACGUCGCCGUCGCGUUGAAGCGACGGCAGGUGACGUUGGCCAAGCCCAAGCCGCUCACCGUGCGGAGGGUGCUGGAGACGCUCAGGGCGAUCGCGAGCGAGAAGGGCGCCGGAAGCGCCGGUCGGAAGAAGGACCGCGUGCUCGGGCUCAUGCGAGCCGCGAGGGAGGGCGAGAUCAGGUGGCUCACCAGGACCUUGAUACGCAACAUGAGGAUCGGAGCGAACAAGAUCAGCGUGCUCCACGCGCUCGCGUCCGCGGCCGAGACGCAUCACUCGAGAAGGGACGGGAACGCGUCUGAGGGCGAAGCCAAGCUCGGGGUGACGCCUGCGAUGGCGGCGGUGCAGCGCGCGUACAGCCUGUGUCCGUCCGUGGACGUGCUCGUGCCCGCAUUGGUCGAGGGCGGUGUACCUAACGCCGUGAGGUCGUGUACCAUGCGGCCGUUCACGCCCGUCAAGCCCAUGCUGGCGUCGAUCACGGCUGGCGCCGCAGACGCCGUUACGAGGAUAGUUUGCAAGCGCGAGGAGGACGAGGAGUCCGGGAAGACGUUCCUCGUCGAGUACAAGUACGACGGGGUCCGGGCUCAGAUCCACGUCGCACCCUCAGACGGCGGCGGCGACGAUUGGGCGGUGAAAAUAUUCUCGAGGAACUGCGAGGACAGAACCGCCGCCUUCCCCGACGUCGCGAACAUCGUCCUCGAGGGAGCCAAGGGCGGAUCGGGGAUGGUAGUCGACCCUCACACCGGUCGGGGGGGCGGGGGGUUGAUCCUGGACGCGGAGGUGGUGGGUAUCGACCGCUCCACAGGUCGCCUGAGGGCCUUCCAGGACCUGGCAUCGCGCCCCAGGGGCGGCGUGAACGAAGCCGAGCUCGCGGCGAGGACAGCCGUCGAUGUCGUCGUGUUUGCGUUUGAUCUCGUGUUGGAGCUGGCGAGGAGCGCGGAGGUUGACGCGCCAACCGUAAGGGAGCCAAACGCCCUCGGGUCGGACGACGACGACCGUUACGACGACCGUUUACUGCCCGCCAUCGAGACCGUGCGCGCGUUCAUGCUCGAGUCCCUCGACGCCGCGUGCGAGGGCGUGAUGCUCAAGCGGCUGGACGGCGACAAGAGCCGGUACUCGCCGAGCAAGCGCUCGGACUGCUGGUUGAAACUCAAGAAGGAUUACUGCGAGAACCUGAGGGAUUCGCUCGACCUCGUGCCCAUAGGGGCGUGGUUCGGCCAGGGUCGCAAGGCUGGGUGGUACUCCCCGUUUUUGCUCGCGGUGUACGACCCCGAGACGGAGACGUACCAGAGCAUGUGUCGGUGCAUGAGCGGGUUCACCGACGAGUUUUACAGGACCCGACGCGAGAACUUUGGCAAGCCGCCGUCUCUCGUCGAGUCCGGCGUUAAACCCCCCGUGUACGACACUCUCGAGCAACCCGACGUUUGGUUCAACCCGACGGAGGUGUGGGAGAUUCGCGGCGCGGAUCUGACGCUAUCGCCGAAGCACCGCGCCGCCGCGGGCGCGAGGCACGAGGAGAGGGGGAUCAGCCUCAGAUUUCCGCGGUUCAUCCGCGUCAGGGACGACAAGAACGUGGAGGACGCGAGCGGACCGGAAGAGGUGGCGCGGUUGUUUGACGCGCAACAGUCGAGGUACGAUGGUCAGGGCGAAUCCGCCACGCGUCGACUGGCGGAGCAGGCGGCGCUCGACGCCGAGGCUGAGAAGGAUGAAGGGGAUAGCGAUGAAGACGACGACGGAGGCGACCGAGAAGCGGUGCUCGACGGCGACGAGGAGGAGAGGUAA
Micromonas commoda is the source of this 1965-nucleotide messenger RNA. RefSeq lists its product with no specific name. Bases 1 to 1965 code for a protein of 654 amino acids. NCBI's taxonomy places the organism in Eukaryota, Viridiplantae, Chlorophyta, Mamiellophyceae, Mamiellales, Mamiellaceae. Gene Ontology annotation, biological process: DNA repair; DNA recombination; lagging strand elongation. Gene Ontology annotation, molecular function: ATP binding; DNA binding; DNA ligase (ATP) activity. The transcript is spliced from 3 exons. The record is from RefSeq and is a predicted model, not a curated record.